Messenger RNA from Mirounga angustirostris (Northern elephant seal), 4231 nucleotides. RefSeq names its product zinc finger protein 311 (gene ZNF311). Bases 1325 to 3283 code for a protein of 652 amino acids. NCBI's taxonomy places the organism in Eukaryota, Metazoa, Chordata, Mammalia, Carnivora, Phocidae. Gene Ontology annotation, molecular function: DNA-binding transcription factor activity, RNA polymerase II-specific; RNA polymerase II cis-regulatory region sequence-specific DNA binding. The record is from RefSeq and is a predicted model, not a curated record. Gene Ontology annotation, biological process: regulation of transcription by RNA polymerase II. The transcript has 6 exons.
ACAGAUUUCCCGGUUGCUGGUCUCCUGGGGCGAGUGGGCGGGAAGGGCCGCGCCUCCGGGCCGCGCCUCCAGCCCGCGCGCGGUGGGAGCUCGGCCGCGGGCUCCCGCGCUACGGCCGGGUCGUCCAGGGUCGCGGCGGGAGGGGCGGGCUUCGCCGCCAGACGGGGCUCUCCCGCAGGUUCUGGCCCCCUGUUCCUACCCCGCAUUUAUUGUCCUCCCAGCGUCCGCGCACGCGGUCAUUCCUUGAGCCGCUGGGGCAGCGCUGUUUUAGGCGUUGCAAGUACAGCUGCGAGCGCAGUGGCCAGAAAUCCCUGCCCUCGGGAGCCCGCCCAGUGCAGUGAGGGAGAGACCGACCCUACAUAACGACGCAGAACCGGUGACUUACCGGGCUGGGAAGUGGGCGGUGCUGCUGGAGAAAACAGAGGAAAGGUAACGCCAGGUAGGCGUCGGGAUCGGAAGGAGCGAGCAGGUGGCAGCGUUCGUAGGGCGCCUAGAGCCGAUCUUGGGAAGAUGACAGACAAGCACACACUUGGAAGCGAGGUCGUGUGCCCUGAGAAUUGCUGGCGGUGGAGGGACGGCCGGUGCAAAAGCCCUAAGGGGGGAGAGAAAGGUCUGUGUGAGUGAGCACGGUGGGACGAGGAGGAGCGCAGGAGGAGCGGCGCUCGGCGCGUCUGUAGACUUUAUGCCACGUAAGACCAGCUUUUAUUCUGAGUACGUGAGAGAGGUGGUCAGAAGGAACGGGCACGUGUGUCCGCCCUGUUCCGAGUAAGCUGGAGACGGGAGGUUGUAAGCAGAGAUGAAAUGACCCAGUUUAGGUUUCAAGCACACCACUCUGACCGCUGUAUUGGUAAGAGGUGGAAGGGAAGGAUAGACGCAGGGAGACCAGUUAGUAAGAUUGGGGAGCAAGGCGCGCGAUGGCGGCUUGGACCAGGAUGGUAGCUGUGGAGGUCAUAUUCCAGAUACGUAACAUUUCCAGUUUGCCUUCCUGUGCUCCCUCUUUUCCCACAGAUAAUCCCCAGUGAUUGCUUCUUUUUGCUGUGUUCAUGGUCCUCUCUUCCCUUUUCAUGGAAUAUUCAGGAAAACAAGGUGUGAGACCACAGCUAGCUCAAUAGUGCUGAUGAAGCCCAAAUCCAGGGCAUUGUGUGACACAUCAGGCCAAACAGCAGCUGCCCUGUGGGUCAUCAGGGGCGCUUUGGCUGGCAUCCCCCAGGCCACUUCCAAAUUUGUUGUCUGGGCAAAGCCAGAACUGACUCUGGGAGUUUGACCCAAGCAGCAGGGAAGAAUCUGGACUGCGGUGGAAGACUAAAGAAAGCUGGGUAAAAAGAUGUGGCAGGCAGUGGUGUCACAUGAGAGUCCAGGCCCACCACGCCAGCUGCCUGGGACCCCUGAUGCUGAGCUCCUGCAGGAAAGAGCUCUGCCAACCCCUCAGCAUCCUGCCUUUGGCAGAGAGGGAAGCCAAGGAGACCAGCCCGGAGCAAAGAGCACACCGAUGAGCCAGGCCCGGGACUCGGUGACGUUUGAGGACGUGGCCGUGCACUUCAGUAGUGGAGAGUGGCAGUGUCUGACCCGCGCUCAGCGGCACCUCUAUGCAGACGUCAUGUUGGAGAACUACGGGAACGUGAUCUCGGUCGGCUUUGCGGUCCCUAAGCCUCCUCUGAUCUCCCAUCUGGAGCAAGGGAACGAGCCCUGCGUUCAGGAUCUGCAGGACGGGGGGUUCCUGAGCUGCUCCUUCCCAGUAUCAGUGGACAGGACCUGGCCGGGGACUGAGAAGGCAAGUUCAGAACAGGAGGUGUUUGAGAGCGGGGAAGUCUGCUGGGUCCACGUCAAAAGUCUCCUGAAAGUCCUGUCCCACGAUCCUGAGGCUGGAGGAGCUCGUGCCCAGGAUGUCAAGUUAGGGAAUCCACGGGACGCGCCCGGGAUGGAGACGCUGGGAGGGGAGCAGGUGACCUGCAACGAAGGAAAGGCCCCAGAGGUCCUCAGAAAAAACUUCAAUCCAGGCGCGAAGCGUAUUCCGUAUACCGGAGUCCUUCCAGAACGGAAACCGCACAGCGGGGCCGAACGUGGCAAGAGCUUCAGUUGGCAUGCGGACCUGCUUCUGCACGAGCGCGUGCGUGCUGGCGAGCAGCCCCGUGUGUGCCUCGAGUGCGGGAAAGCGUUCAAGACCAGCAGCCAGCUUUCGGUGCACCGCAUCAGCCACACGGGGGAGAAGCCCUUCCGCUGCGCGCAGUGCGGGAAGGCCUUCGGCAGCCCGUCCGCGCUCUGCCGCCACAGGAAGGCGCACGGCGGGGAGAAGCCGCACGGCUGCGGCGCGUGCGGGAAGGCCUUCGAGAGCAGGAGCCGGCUCCGUCUGCACCAGCUGGUCCACAGCGGGGAGAGGCCGCACGAGUGCGCCGUCUGCGGGAAGGCCUUCCCGCUCAAGCAUUGCCUCACGCUGCACAGCCGCACGCACAGCGGGGAGCGGCCCUACGCGUGCGGGGAGUGCGGCAGGGCCUUCCGCGGGAGCUCGGACCUCCGCAAGCACGCGAGGACGCACAGCGGCGAGCGGCCGUACGCGUGCGGGGAGUGCGGCAGGGCCUUCAGCCGCAGCUCGGACCUGCGCAAGCACGCGCGGGCGCACGCGCGGGCGCGAGGCGGGGGCUGCCCGCAGUGCGGCCAAGCCUUCGGCAGCCGGGCGGAGCUCAGCCGGCACCGCAGGACGCACGCGCCCGAGAAGCCCUACGCGUGCGGCGAGUGCGGGCGCGCCUUCCGGCACCAGUGCAAGCGCCGGGCGCACGAGCGCGCGCACCGCGGGGAGAGGCCGCACCCGUGCGCGCACUGCGGGAAGACCUUCCAGGACCGGCACUGCCUCGCCGUCCACCAGCGCGUGCACACGGGCGAGAAGCCGUUCGCCUGCGCGCAGUGUGGGAGAGCCUUCCGCGGGAAGUCCAACCUGACCAACCACCAGAGAAUCCACACCGGCGAGAAGCCGUACGCGUGCGAGGCGUGCGGGAAGGCCUUUCAUCACAGCUCGGGCCUGACGCAGCACAGACGCAUCCACAGCGGGGAGAAGCCCUACAGCUGCGGCGAGUGCGGCACGUCCUUCCGCCAGCGCGCAGCUCUCGUCGGGCACCGGCGGGUUCACACGGGGGAGAAACCCUACGAGUGUGAGCAGUGUGGAAAAGCUUUCAGAGUGAGCGCAAACCUCACGGGACAUAAGAAAAGAAGACACAGAGGAUGGAGAGCCCACGCGCGUGAUGAGGGUGGGAAGGCCCUCUCCCCAGGACCUGUCCGACCUUCCCAGUAGUCGCUGUUUGACCGGCAACCCCUGGGGAAGCCGUUCUGUGUUUGCACUUUCCCGUUUCUCCUUCUGCUCCGGAGCCUGGUUCUUCGCGGCUUGCUGGCCCCCGACCGAGCUCCCCAGAGCCUGACCAUGACCUACCUGACCUUGUAGCGGGCACGUUCGCUUCCAAUCAGGAAUGCCAGUCAGUAAUAAUAAUAUCGAAUACUUCUUAGUGCUUGCCGCAUGCCGGCCACUCUUCUAACGACUUCGUUAUUUUAAUUCAUUUAAUCCAUAAAACAUCCCUACAGGAUGAGGAAAUUAAGGCAUAAAAAGAUGAAACGUGCUGAGGAUCACUUAGCUAGUAAGUUCUGCAGAAAUACCCCCAGAGGCUCAGGCCUGCACCUUUCCCAUAGCCUGCAACACAUCCCUUAGAUGUGAGGCCACAACUCAGUUCAGCACCGAGCAUGUUUUAGUUGAUAAAAUACUGAUCAUGUUUAGCAAGGUUUUUGUUUUGUUUUAACUUAAAGACUGAAUGGAACUUUUCCAUGUGGGAUCGGGAUUUCUGAGAUCGGGAUGGGAAAGGAAGGCUUAGUGGAGAGUCUGCUGGAGAAUCUCUCUCUCCCUCCUCUCCCUCCUCCCCUCCUCUCCCUCUUCUCUCUCUCCUCUCUCUCCCUCUCUAAAAAAAAAAAAAAUUUAAUCCUAGAAGAAGAUGCAAAUGUGUCAACCUAAUUAACAUAAUGACCAUAAUUGAGAAUUAAAUUUAGUUCUAAGUUCCUUGGUUGGUAAAAAAAAAAAAAAGAGAGAGAGAGAGAUGAGCAAUGGGUUAUCCCAACAUUUCUCAAAGGUGUUUUACAAGUUAAGGCUUUUAAAAUAAUGACUUUAGGAAAUGUUAGCUAGGUGGGUUUUUUAAAUUCCCUUAAAGACUUAUCAGUUUAUAAUACGCUAAUCUAAAUCUUAAAGGAGCAAUAAAAA